CUAUUAGCUGUUUUCGCUGGGUUCGCGUGUUCGCGUCUUCUCGCUGCCAUUUCUGCCAUUUCUGCCAUUUCUGCCCCCAAGUCCUCGCCCUUUCUCGCCCAUUCUCACCCUUCCCCAGCCGGUCAGCAAUCUUAUUAGAGCGCAGUAGCCUUUAUUUGCUAAUUAUCAAUACGGGUCGACGGCCUCACCUUCUUGCUAUCAUUAAAUACCGGGCUUGGCUUGCUUGCUUGCUUGUCUCGCUGAACGCAGCCAUCUAUUUUAACCGAGGCGCGUUGGUAGAUGAUGGUAGAUGGGGGUAUGGGUGGAUGCGGCGGUUAUCAUCCCGAUACAGUCCACGAUACACGAUACACGAUACACGAUACAGAUCAUCCGUCCAGCUGUUGUACUGCUCCUCACGGUCCAGCUCCAUGGAACCCGCCCGGAACCUUCUGCCUGCUUACUACAUACAUACAUACAUACAGCUUAGCUAGACAUGCUGUCAACUUUGUCAAGUGAUGAUAAUGCCGGGCUGUUGCUGCAAUAGUAGUAGUGGUAGUACUAACUCCCCGUUACAAACCACCACCACUGCCUCCACUGCCCAUUACCAACACUCUCCCCGGCCGACAGUCGCGAGAUUCGCUCUUCGCUCUUCGCUCUCCGCUCUCGCCAUACAGUACGUGACGCCGCUCCGUUGCUCUCAGCACAACUACACGCACACGCACACCCACGUUGCGCGCGAGUGCCGAUCAUCGCACAACCGCCGCACCCUCCUCCAUCCGUCACCUGUCACACGAAUAAUAACGUCAACAACAAUCUUCGGCUGCUGUGACCAUCGAUAGAUAAUAGGGCUGAGGACGUGCAUGAUGCCUGGCAGAAAGGGGGGGUCCAGAUGCAGAUACGAUAAAGUACCUACUACUUACUACCUAGCAGAACAGAC
This is a messenger RNA of Pseudovirgaria hyperparasitica, 916 nucleotides long. RefSeq lists its product as uncharacterized. The transcript has a single exon. Bases 501 to 818 code for a protein of 105 amino acids. NCBI's taxonomy places the organism in Eukaryota, Fungi, Ascomycota, Dothideomycetes, Acrospermales, Acrospermaceae. The record is from RefSeq and is a predicted model, not a curated record.